GUUCUGGAGGUUUGUUUACAUCUGCAGUAAAACGCUUUGGUCCACAGUCUUAUACACAUAUACACGUAUAUAUCUAUGGACAGUCUGGUUUGAUUUAGAGUUGUCACACUUUCACCAUACAUCGUGCUGUUUGUUCAGAAGUUUAACAGGAUGAAGCAUGAGUUUAGCGGCUUCAGUGAACUUUGUUCCUCCGCACGGACACGUGAUCUGCAGCGAGAGAUGGAGGAAUUCUUCCCUCAUUCAGGGACUGAGAGGUGGAGGCGUGAAAAUCGUCUAUGAGAACCAACUGGGAGUUGCUGAUUUCCACCUUCCCAACAAAAGCAGCAUCCUGUACUUGUCUGAGAGUGAUAUCGUAGCAGGAAGCAGCUACAAGAGGAAGCUGGUGCGCUACCGAAAUGCCGGCAGCAGUUUCCAGGAGGCCGUGUUGGUGGAGAGGACUGGACUCAGCGAGCAGUACUUCUCUGGCGUGCAGAAGUUCGUGGUGUUUGAUCUGGGUCUGUCUCUGCUGCCCGUCGGCGGGCAGACGGAGGCCUCGCAGCUCAUUACUCAGAUGGUUAACGGGGAGACCAGGGAGAACCCUUUCAGAAGACGGAGCUCUUGUCGGCUCCUGGACCCGCUGGUCCUGGCCCUGGUCCAGCAGAUCCCCGGAGUGGGCCGGGUCAAAGCUUUGGCGCUGCUGCAGAGCUUCCCCAGCAUCCAGCAGCUCUGCGCUGCGUCUCCUGCAGAGCUGGAGCGCGUCGUGGGCCAGGCCGGCGCUCAGCAGAUUCACAGCUUCUUCCACUGAUGUUCUGCUGCUGGAGCCUUUACGCAGCCUGGACCAGCACCGCAACACUGGAAACACUCAGUUGGAAUAAUACGGAGUAAAUACAACUACCUGGCUGUGCGAUUUCAUGUUUAAAACUUUAAAACAAUGAUAUUUGUCUACUGUAACUCUCUGGGCAGUGACAUAACGUGAUGUAGGUUUGUGAAACGGAUGACUGGCCGAAAAUCUGGAAAAAGGACAAACAACACCUCGUAAAGUCGAUGUAUAUUUCAUUUACAAGACCAUAAACCUCAGUGAUUGUGGACAGUGACACCUCAUGAUGCUUUAGCCUGUGGAAACCACGACUACCUGAAAGUUUUACUACAUCUCACACAGCUUCAUCACAGAACCUGCAGUCCUGGUUCUGGUGGAGAAUUUCCUGCGUCUCUUUCAGAGACAGACCAGCACGUGAAAUGGUUCAGGACGCUCAGACGACUACAUAAAAACGUACGCCUUUCGGUUCAUAUUUUUCAUUUGUGAACUCAUCAUAGGGCUGGGCGAUUUUGGACAAAAAUAAAAUCCCGAUUUUUUUUU
Messenger RNA from Cololabis saira (Pacific saury), 1336 nucleotides. RefSeq names its product FA core complex associated protein 24 (gene faap24). Gene Ontology annotation, molecular function: chromatin binding. The record is from RefSeq and is a predicted model, not a curated record. Bases 158 to 784 code for a protein of 208 amino acids. Gene Ontology annotation, biological process: interstrand cross-link repair. NCBI's taxonomy places the organism in Eukaryota, Metazoa, Chordata, Actinopteri, Beloniformes, Belonidae. The transcript is spliced from 4 exons. Gene Ontology annotation, cellular component: Fanconi anaemia nuclear complex.